UUGAGCCACACCUUUACAGACUCCGCCUCAUACCUGUUCACUUCAGAAUCGGUAACAGAGGGACACCCGGACAAGCUCUGCGACCAGAUUUCGGACGCGGUUCUUGAUGCCAUCAUCGCCGACGACCCCAGGGCGCGCGUCGCCUGCGAGGUCUGCACGACGACGGGCCUUGUCGUCGUCAUGGGCGAGAUUACCACCACCACCUACGUGGACAUCGCUGCUAUCGUGCGCACAACCAUCCGCGACGCCGGCUACAUCGACUCCCGAUACGGCUUCGAUUACCAGUCCUGCGGCAUCGCCGUCUCCGUGCAUGAGCAGUCCCCGGACAUCAUGCACGGCGUUGACCGCGCCUCUUGA
This is a messenger RNA of Geodia barretti, 357 nucleotides long. NCBI's taxonomy places the organism in Eukaryota, Metazoa, Porifera, Demospongiae, Tetractinellida, Geodiidae. The record is from the annotation of a GenBank genome assembly.